AUGGUGCUGCACGCCACCGCCGCUUUGCCAGACCUCGCGAGCGUCGAGUCCAUCGCCUCCGCGGCCUCCGGCCUGCACACCAACGUGCUCGUCCACGCAUCGGGCUACUUCCUCGCCGCGGCGUCCUGGGGCAUCCACGUCUUCCAGCUCUCCAUCGGCUUCGGCCCGGCGCUCGCCUGCUUCCGCCUCGGCCCCGUCGAGUACGCGCUCCGCGCCAUCUUGUUCGGCGGCUACGUCGUCCCAGAGCCUGGCUUCGCGCCCGACGACGACCAGGAGUUCGGCUUCGCGCCCGACGACCCCGACCUCCUCCGCAACCGCCCCGCGCUGGCGCAGUGCGAGCUCACGCUCAACGCCAAGGGCCUCAACGUGGCCCACGAGGCUUUCGUCGACACCGCGGGCGCCGCCGAGCACGCCGCCGCGGGAGGCCUCUGGGACACCGCCGUCAUCGCGUCCGCGCGCGCUGCCGAGCUCUACGGCCUCCAGGUCCUCGCCGAUGGCAUCCAGGGGGACGCCGGCAACGGCACACGCUUCGUCAUGCUGGCGCGGGACCCCAUCAUCCCGCCCUUCAAGACCUACAUCGUCUUCGGGCACGACACCAAGGACUACCUCCACGACAUCGCGCCCCAGUACACGGCCGAGACCCACUGCCUGCUCACCCACAACUGUAACAACUUCAGCCACGACCACGAGGUGGCGCAGCUCCUCGCCGCCACGCCACCGCACCUAUCCGCGCAGGCCAUCGCCACAGAGCUCGUCCACUGCGGCACCGAAGACAUCGAGUGCGCUGACGUUGUUGUCACCUCGCCCGUCAGGUGUUCGACGUUGGUCCUCUCCCAGACUGCCUGUGUUCUUGUGUCAGCAACAUCUCCUCCCUGCAACACCUUUGCACAAGAAUUCAACAUCAGCAAGGGAGUUUCAUCAAAGGAGAGGGUCAUGUUCUGUCGUGAUGCUAGCACCAGUGAUGCCUACAAGGUGUUCAAGAUGCAACAUAAGUUCAGUGAGUUGGAAACACUAUGGCCACCAUCGGCAUGGAGAUGUUCAGUUGGUUCUAGAGCCGCCAAAGGGACAGUGAGAAGAGUGGUUCUGUACUCUGAAUUAGUUCACUACCAGAUGAAUGAGAUAAUAGCUAGAGGUCAUGCACUGAUUAACCAUGUUGCUAGGAAAGACUCAGCUGCUGCAGGGAUUUCAUUUCAAAAAAAAUAUUUGUCAUCCAAGCAGAAACAUGAUGAAGCUUCCUUGGUGAGCUGUGAUGCUGGGCUGCGUCCUCUACCAUGGCCGUCGUUCAACAUGGUUGAGAGGUAUUCUGUCUUGUGUCACUUGGGUCGACUCUGGAAAACCCCAUGGUUUCCAUCACUUCGACAACUGAUCAGGUGUGUACCAGCUACUGCUCUUCAGAAGCUUUUGACAUGUAUGAUGGUGCUAUCAGUGAAUACGGCUGGCUGUAUACUGAUUCCAGAGAAGGUUUACGGCAAUGGGUACCUGACUUGUUGCAUUGAGUUGCAGCCAUGGCCACCGCCUAUAAUACUUCCUGCAACUGGCCUAUAUUAUCCUAUCAACACGUUGGUGCUGGCUGACAAUUCAGGACUGGUACAGCUUUCACAUUGCAAUGCUUCCACAGCCUCGCAACAACUUUUCUCAGUUCGCGUACAAGUCUCCGAUGAAACCAGACAUGGAGAUCGUUUGAGCAUGGUUAGGACUGUCAACAUGUCAAGAAUGACUCUAUGGCCGCUGGUGUGGGACUUUGUUGACACAACUGCUAUAUUCAUGAAGAUGCCUUGA
This is a messenger RNA of Miscanthus lutarioriparius, 1779 nucleotides long. NCBI's taxonomy places the organism in Eukaryota, Viridiplantae, Streptophyta, Magnoliopsida, Poales, Poaceae. The record is from the annotation of a GenBank genome assembly.